UAGACCUUAAGUACUGGAAGAUGUCGACAGAAGCAGGAGCGACUGUAGAUCAGAACUUUGAUAUCAGCUGCAUCUUCUGCAGAAUCGCAAAUAAACAAGAAAGCAGUGCUGAGCUGUUACACUCCGACGAUGAUCUAGUCUGCUUUAAAGACAUAAGGCCUGCAGUAACUCAUCACUAUCUGGUGGUACCUAAGAAGCAUGUGGGUAGCUGCAAGACACUUACUAAAGACCAUGUGCAACUUGUUAAAACUAUGAUGGAGGUUGGGAAAAGCAUACUUCAGAAGAAUAAUGUUACAGAUUUAGAGGAUAUCAGGUUAGGAUUUCAUUGUCCUCCUUUUUGCUCAAUCUCUCACUUACAUCUUCAUGUGUUGGCUCCAGCAAGCCAUCUUGGAUUUCUCUCCAGAAUGAUUUACAGGGUCAACUCCUACUGGUUUAUCACAGCAGACGAACUGAUUAAUCAACUUCAGGCAAGUUGAAAUACUACAUGCUGUGAUCUAGAAAACCAAUUGAGAGUCUGAUACCAAUUUACUUAUACAGCUAGAAAGAAACCCCAUAAUAGCAUGUGAAUAAACUGUAUUUGUGAUUUGAGAUUGUUACUCAGAAAUAGCUACAGAUAGCAGUGUAUUUCCAAAGCAUACCCAUGAUCUUCUACUUCCUGACUGCUCCUAAAAAAACAGGGAUUUUUUUAUUUAUGGAUCAGGGCAAAUAGCUACUGUAUCUCCAUGAUGCUAGUAAAAAUGAAGGUUUUAAAAAUGUAAUGUCUUAGUAUGCCGUAGAUUGACCAUAUUUGUGUAACUUUUCAGUCUUGUUUGAUUAUUUUCAGUGCUUGUAUUUAAAGUUAAUCAGAGUCUGUACAUUUUUGGUGACUCCCACUCCAGAUACCCAAAAUUGCUUCUGACUCCAACUCCACAGCUCUGGCAAUGAUGGGAAAACACAUUCUAUUCUGUUCUAUUCAUUCCUGAUGGAUUUUUAGAAUCAUAUUUAUCAAUGGAGUUCACCAUUUGAUAAAUAUGCUUUUAAAAAUCCCAUAGGAAUUAAUAGAAGAUGAGUGAGUUUUAUUGUGGUGAUUUCUAAGUUCAUACUUUGAUAAAUCUGCCCUUUAUUGUUGUUUUAAUAUAUUUAUUUCAAGGCUUUCUACUUACUACUUGUUUUCCACUUCCCUUAGGUUGCUAUGUUAAAUAGGCCCAAGGGAUGAAAAAGUUUACAUUUCACUUCUAAAGUAUAGAACAAAAAUGUAAAUAAUAUGAAGAAAACAAAACAAUGAAUGCAGACUACUUAAAAACUCCCUUAGAGUACUACUGCCUAUGGCAUACUGUUAAGGUGAAAACCCAUUUAACUACAGUUACAUGUCUUUUUACAGUAGUCACUAGUAAAUGGGGUUGCAUAAGAAGCAGAUUUAUGAAACUUUGAACUACUGCUAUAAGGUUGUGGCAUAGGCCCUUGCAAAAGCAAUACAUAUCCUGCUGACAGGCCUGUAAAACAAGCUUCACAGAUUGUAUGGUUAACAGUAACAGAAAUAGUAUAAUGCAAGAAAACAAGCCUUAUAUUUAAAGCAUAUAGAAUUGAUUUGUGAAUAUGAGCUUUCUGUGUAAGGCGAUGUUAACAAAUCAGGUUACUGAAGUUAAAACAUCCUCUUAGCCAAUAAGGAGAGUAAUCGUUUAUAAAAUAGUAAAAUAGACUGGAACAUGAGUCCAGUGCAAUCCACAGUGCUGAGUAACAGUAGAAAGUAUUAACACUAAUAGACCACCAACUCACUUGUGUCUUUUUAGAGGUUUUUUCUACUGCGAAUAAAUUCUAAUUUUUAAAACCUUUGAAUGCUUAUUUAUUAAAAAAAAAUCUGUAUAUAAAAAAUCAGAUUGAAUAAAAGUGUGAAAAAUAACUGCAAUUUGAAUUGGUGCUCUUAACAUUUGAAUUUGAGCGUUGAUAAAUCACUCCCCCAUUAUAUAGUCUUUUGCCUGGAAUCCAACUGCCUUUUAUUGUACUGUACUUUGCCUUUUACCUCAUUGUAAAAGUGUAAACAUAAAUAAACUAAUUUAUUAAGCUA
This is a messenger RNA of Xenopus laevis (African clawed frog), 2044 nucleotides long. It is a transcript of the gene hint3.L, whose product is annotated as histidine triad nucleotide binding protein 3 L homeolog. The record is from RefSeq and is a predicted model, not a curated record. Bases 21 to 476 code for a protein of 151 amino acids. The transcript has 5 exons. NCBI's taxonomy places the organism in Eukaryota, Metazoa, Chordata, Amphibia, Anura, Pipidae.